Messenger RNA from Canariomyces notabilis, 1110 nucleotides. Its product is annotated as alternative oxidase. The transcript has a single exon. Gene Ontology annotation, biological process: alternative respiration. The coding region runs from base 209 to 787 and encodes 192 amino acids. The record is from RefSeq and is a predicted model, not a curated record. Lineage: Eukaryota; Fungi; Ascomycota; Sordariomycetes; Sordariales; Chaetomiaceae. Gene Ontology annotation, cellular component: mitochondrion. Gene Ontology annotation, molecular function: alternative oxidase activity.
UAGAUGGGGUACCGACCUUGCGACUGGUGUCAGGCCGGAGCAACAAGUGGAUAAGAAGAAUCCGACUACUGCCAUUUCCGCAAAACCGCUAACUGAAGCGCAAUGGGUACGGUCCUUCCCCCGAAUCCGCGUAGAAGGCAUGUCCUAACAACGAACCCUACAGCUGGUGCGCUUCAUCUUCCUCGAGUCGAUUGCCGGGGUUCCAGGCAUGGUUGCCGGGAUGCUCCGGCACCUCCACAGCCUACGUCGCCUCAAGCGCGACAACGGCUGGAUCGAGACGCUGCUCGAGGAGUCGUACAACGAGCGCAUGCAUCUGCUGACCUUCAUGAAGAUGUCUGAGCCCGGCUGGUUCAUGAAGACGAUGAUCCUGGGCGCGCAGGGCGUCUUCUUCAACGCCAUGUUUCUCAGCUACCUGAUCUCGCCAAAGAUCACGCACCGAUUUGUCGGCUACCUCGAGGAGGAGGCCGUCCACACGUACACCCGCUGCAUCCACGAGAUUGAGCGGGGCGACCUCCCAAAGUGGUCCGAUCCGGCCUUUGAGGUUCCCGAGAUUGCCGUGACGUACUGGCGGAUGCCCGAAGGGAAGCGCUCCAUGCGAGAUCUGCUCCUCUAUAUCCGCGCUGACGAGGCGUGCCAUCGCGGCGUCAAUCACACCCUGAGCAACCUCAACAACAAGGAGGAUCCCAACCCGUUUGUCAGUGACUACAAGGCCGGCUCGGAUCGCCAAAGACCUAUCAAUCCGGCCUUGAAGCCGACGGGGUACGAGCGAGAAGAGGUCAUCGGCUGAGAGUCGUUCUUUUUGAAAUGGUCUUGUUUUUCUCACGUUUUCUUUUCCACCUGCAUUGUCGCAACGGUCCAGUGGGUUUAGUUUGUUUUUGGACAUUGGCCGGCGGCCGUUGGCAACAAAAUAGACAUGAUACCACCUUCUCCUCUCUGCAUCAUGGUAGUCAAGGGGAUUUGGGAUCGGAAAAGGCAGGAGAAAAUGAUUAAGGCGUUCGGGAUACAUUAUGGCGUACCAACCGUGGGGUUUUGCUUUCAAUCGGAAUACUCGCACGGGCGACAGAGACCAUAGAACUCAUAUUAAAUUGCGCAAAUCAACUGGACUCGAAG